Camelus dromedarius (Arabian camel) is the source of this 530-nucleotide messenger RNA. It is a transcript of the gene AAMDC, whose product is annotated as adipogenesis associated Mth938 domain containing. The record is from RefSeq and is a predicted model, not a curated record. Gene Ontology annotation, cellular component: cytoplasm. The transcript has 4 exons. Gene Ontology annotation, biological process: positive regulation of fat cell differentiation. Bases 128 to 496 code for a protein of 122 amino acids. NCBI's taxonomy places the organism in Eukaryota, Metazoa, Chordata, Mammalia, Artiodactyla, Camelidae.
UUCGGGGCGGGGCGAGUGGGGGGAGCGCCUAGUGAGACCGCCGGAACAAAGGUGAGAGGUAAAGCACGGAGACGUUUGAGAUCGCGGCUCCUCGGAGAGAGCGCGUUGGAGUUGAGUUAAGUUCCUUAUGACUUCCCCUGAAAUUGCUUCCCUCUCAUGGGGGCAAAUGAAAGUACAAGGCUCUACUAAAAUCUAUAAGGACUGCAAAGUGUGGCCAGGGGGAAGCCGGGCUUGGGAUUGGAGAGAAACAGGAACUGAGCAUUCUCCUGGUGUGCAGCCUGCAGAUGUGGAGGAAGUUGUUGAGAAGGGUGUGCAGACCCUUGUGAUUGGCCGAGGGAUGAGUGAGGCCUUGAAGGUACCCCCAUCAACUGUGGAGUACCUCAAGAAAAAAGGCAUUGAUGUGCGGGUCCUCCAGACAGAGCAGGCAGUAAAGGAGUAUAACGCCUUGGCUACCCAAGGCGUCAGGGUGGGAGGGGUGUUCCAUUCCACCUGCUGAUGGAGACUUAAGAGAAUAAAUCACUAAGCAGUGA